ACUUUUCUCUUUACCGGUCAUGAAACAACAAGUGUUUCUAUGACGUGGACAUUGUAUGCAUUAGCCAGUAAUCCAGAUGUGCAGGAGAAAGUACGCAGAGAAAUUAGGAUGGUAUUAGAGGAACAUCAUUUGAUAACAUUGGAUGUUCUAGAAAAAUUACCAUAUCUUGAAAACGCCAUUAAAGAAUCUCUUAGAUUAUUCUCUCCUGCACCUAUGACAUUUCGUGUGGCAAUCAAUGAUGAUAAGAUUGAUAAAUAUGAUAUACCUAAGGGAACAGUAAUUACUAUUGUACCACCUCACAGGUAUGCAUUGCCGGAUUAUUUCCCCGACCCGUUACAAUUUAAUCCUGACCGCUGGGAAGAUUCCAACUAUACGGAUAAAUACAGCUAUGUGCCAUUUCUAGCGGGGCCUAGAACAUGCAUUGGAAAUAAAUUU
Messenger RNA from Trichoplax adhaerens, 435 nucleotides. RefSeq lists its product as uncharacterized. Gene Ontology annotation, molecular function: oxidoreductase activity, acting on paired donors, with incorporation or reduction of molecular oxygen; heme binding; iron ion binding. NCBI's taxonomy places the organism in Eukaryota, Metazoa, Placozoa, Uniplacotomia, Trichoplacea, Trichoplacidae. The annotation marks the transcript as partial. The transcript is spliced from 4 exons. The record is from RefSeq and is a predicted model, not a curated record.